Funneliformis geosporum is the source of this 618-nucleotide messenger RNA. The record is from the annotation of a GenBank genome assembly. Lineage: Eukaryota; Fungi; Glomeromycota; Glomeromycetes; Glomerales; Glomeraceae.
AUGUCAAAGGAUUUUGAAGUAUAUGAUUGUCUUCUUUCUAUAGAACGAAUGCUAUAUUCACAUACUGAAACAAAUAUUGUAUCAUUUUUAAAAAAAGCAGUGGUUGAAUUUGGGUUGAAAGGAAAAAUUACCUGUGUUGUAACUGACAAUGAAAGUAAUAUGGUUAAUGCAAUCAAUCAAUGGGAUGAUGUUGUUCAUUUACCUUGUGCUGCCUAUAUUUUGCAACUUUCAAUUUAUUGUGCAUUUAAAAAACAAAUGUUUAUAUUAAGCGGAUUAAACGUUUAUUUUACUGAUGACGAUUCUGAUGAUAAUGAUAAUAGUACAAAUGAACUACCAAUGUUAGAUUCAACCAAUUCAAAUCAACCAAUUUUACACAAAGCAAUUGAAUGGUUAAGUGCAACUUUACCUUUAUCUGAUAAUGCUGAAAAUCGUGCAGAUGGAAGAAAACUUAAAAAGCGGCUUUUAUUACCUUAUGAAUGGGACUUAUUGAAGCAAAUUGUGGAUUUAUUAGAGCCAUUUGAUGAUGCUACUACUUACUUUAGUAAAACUUUCUAUGCUACUUUAUCAAUCAUUUAUCCUUUAAUCAAAAUCAUCAUCUCACAAAAUUCGCCCUCCUGA